Pelodiscus sinensis (Chinese soft-shelled turtle) is the source of this 4175-nucleotide messenger RNA. Lineage: Eukaryota; Metazoa; Chordata; Testudines; Trionychidae. The record is from RefSeq and is a predicted model, not a curated record.
UUCGGUACCCCGAGUUGGAGGGGUUUCUUGGGCAUGUUCAUCGGCUUCUCCUUUGGGUUUCCUGAGACUUAUCCUGAUGGGAGAACAGGCAAAGGGCCUCUCCACAGGGGGGUGCAGCUCGUUCCCCUGCCCAGGCAGCGCACCCCAGCUGGUCAGGCAUUGGCGCCCUGAGGCAGGGCAUUGCACGCCGCUGUGGGGCGCUUCUGGGAUUAAACUUCGCCCGGGUUGUUUUCCCGUAGGUGCAGUGAAUGAAAGCCCACGGCCACCCAGCUCGUACAACGGGGACUUGAACGGGCUGCUGGUGCCGGACCCCACCGCAGCUGGAGAUGGCACGCCCCUGGCUAAACCCGUGCUCCGAACCGUGCCCCUGGGAGCCCUGCAGGAGAAGCAAGUCAUCUGCCUCUCCGGAGACGACAGCUCCACCUGCAUGGUGAUCUCGGCAAAAGAUGUGGAGAUUGUGGCCAGCAGUGACUCGAGCAUCACCAGUAAGGCCAGAGGGAGCAACAAGGUGAAAAUCCAGCCAGUAGCCCGGUAUGACUGGGAGCAGAAAUACUACUACGGCAACCUGAUCGCCGUGUCCAACUCCUACCUGGCGUACGCCAUCAGAGGUGCCCACAAACGCACCAUGGUGCUGGUGCUGAGCAUCAGCACUGCCGAACGGACCUUGCUGAAAGGCUUCACGGGCGGCGUGGCAGACCUGGCUUUCGCCCACCUCAACUCCAACCAGCUGGCCUGCCUGGACGAGGCCGGCAGCCUCUUUGUCUGGCACCUGGCCAUGGACAACGGGAAAAUCCAAGAGGAGAUCUUGGUGAACAUAAAACGCCCCGAGAGCACCCCCCUGAACAACUUCCGGAGAAUCAUCUGGUGCCCCUUCAUCCCAGAUGAGAAUGAGGAGAGCGGCGAAGAGGCCAGCCAGACGUUGGCACUGCUGCACGAGGACAGGGCAGAGGUGUGGGAUCUGGAUAUUAUCCGAGCCAACAACAGUUCCUGGCCGGUGGAGGUGACCAAUGUCAAAGAGGGCUUCAUUGUGGUGAAAGGCCACAGCACGUGCCUCAGCGAGGGAGCUCUCUCUCCGGACGGGACGGUCUUGGCCACAGCCAGCCACGACGGCUACGUCAAAUUCUGGCAGAUCUACAUAGAGGGGCAAGACGAGCCACGGUGCCUGCACGAAUGGAAGCCCCACGAGGGCAGGCCGCUCUCCUGCCUGCUUUUCUGCGAUAACCACAAGAAACAAGACCCGGAGGUUCCUUUCUGGAGAUUUCUCAUCACGGGAGCGGAUCAGAACCGGGAGCUGAAGAUGUGGUGCACCGUGUCCUGGACCUGCCUGCAAACUAUCCGCUUCUCCCCUGACAUCUUCAGCUCCAUGAGUGUCCCCCCCAGCCUGAAAGCCUGCCUGGACCUCUCCGCCGAAUACCUGAUCCUCAGCGACGUGCAGAGAAAAGUCCUGUACGUGAUGGAGCUGAUGCAGAACCAGGAGGAGGGCAGAGCUUACUUCAGCUCCAUUUCAGAGUUCCUCCUCACCCACCCGGUGCUGAGCUUCGGCAUCCAGGCGGUGAGCCGCUGCCGGCUGCGCAGCUUUGCCCCACCCCCAGCCUGGCCCGCUCACCCCCCAGAUAUGGGUCAAUUUGCCCAUUUGUGGGGGCAGCACUCCCGUGCCGGCCCAACCCCCCAGCCCUGUCUGCCUCCUUCAGAGGGACUUUCUGGCCCUCUCUCGGCAGCCUUUGCAGACCCCCUGGCUGACCUGGGCGCGGACGGGCUGGGCUCGGAGAAGGGCUCGGUGCACGGCUCCCAGCCAGACUUGCGGCGCAUCGUGGACCUGCCCGUGCCUGUCGAUUUCCUCGCCCUCGCCAACGACGCCAAGCCCAAGCUGAUGACCCCGGAUGCCUUCAUGACCCCGAGUACAUCCCUUCAGCAGGUGGCCGGGCUGCCAGGCAGCAGCGUGAGUUCCCUCACCUCCGUCACAGCCCUGAGCAGCGCGUCCGUCAGCGACCCCGCCGUGCCCAGGCCGUCUGAAGACCUGGCUCUGAGCCCAAAGAUCCAGCUGGACGCCAGCCUCACGCUGAGCAGCAGUAGCAGCAGCCUCCAGACGAGUCCUAGGAACCACGCCAUCCUCCUCCCGGGACUCCCUGACAAGCUGGCCCCAAAGGCUCCCCUCCCGGUGAGGCCCCGGCGCCCAACGUCCCCUCUCGCUCCUGUCCCUGCUCCUGCCGGCUGCAGUGCACAGCGGGCCCAGGCCAGCUGGCAGCCCUGGUUCCUGGCCAGGCCGGCCCAGGGUCGCAGCUCCACCAGCUGGGCACCCGGGCAGGCACAGAGCAAGACCGCCUCUCCGUGGAAGCCGCGCAGCUUGGCUUUGAAAAUGGGGGCUUCUCUAGUGCAGGGUCACUCCUCCGGUUUCAUCGUUGGCUUCACGCGGUCUCCCCAGCUAGGAGACCUUGUGGCCGAGGGGGGGAGCCCAGGGAGCUGCCAGACGCUGUGCCCAGGCCCGGAUUGCGUUCCCCUGAAAUCUGAGUGGCGCGGCAGAAUCUGCUGCUGCGGGAAAGAGCCCGCAACUGAUCCCAGCCAGCGGCACACAGGGAAGCAGGACGUAGCCUCCACGGGGUCAGUUCCGGAGCUGCUAGGUGCCCUUGGGGACCGUCGCUCUGACUCUUCAGCGGGGCCCGGGGAGCCGGGCGUGCUGGCCCUGGAACCGUCCUGCCUUUUCGCCUCCCUCCUGGAGACGGCCUUAACUCAGGAAAACGCCUCUGCUGGCAGUGGCAUGGGCCAGCCCUGGCCGGCGGCCCCCGACAUCACCAGGGAGACCAGGAACAGCAUGGCCAACAGCCCCAGGGACGACGUUGACGAGAAGCACAAGGGCGCGGCCUAUCACAGGCACAGCUACCACGUGCUGCAGCACGACAGCCAGGACGCCAGCGCAGAGCAAAGCGACCACGAUGACGAAGUUGCGAGUUUGGCUUCGGCAGCGGGCGGGUUCGGUGCCAAAGCGUCUGCGCAGAGGCUGCCGGUGAAGGACUGGAAAGCCAAGGUGUCCCCCCGGGCGUCCCCCAAGCUCAAACGGAAGGGCAAGAGAGAGGACGGGGACACGACCCAGUCCCCGAGAUCGUGCGAUCACCAGGGGCCGGCCGCGUGCCAGGAGGAGCUGAUGUCCCUGCUGCGGAGCCAGCAGAGGGAGCUGACGGAGCUGGGGCAGAACCAGCUGGAGCUCAUGCAGAGGCUCACGGACCACCUGGACGCCGUGCAGAGCUCCCUCAUGGGCCACAUGGAGCGAGUCAUCGAUUCGCAGCAGGAGCAGGAGCGUAUCCUUCCGGGCAAGCCCGCCCCGGGGCCGGCCUUCUCCCCUCGGCCCCAGCGGGUGGGCAGGGACACGGCUCCCCUGCAUCUCGCGGGCGGCCCCCGGUGCAUGGAGCGUUGGGCACUCGCCCCGCUGAGCGUGCAGAGUUGGGGUUUCUCCGGCCCUGCACCAGCUACCUUCAGACACCAAGCGCCCGGAGGAGAACCGGGCCCUGGGAAUGGCUCAGCACUGGACGGGACCUGCCCGGGAGGGCUCUGCCGCGUUCCCAGGGCCCGGCACCGAUUUGGUCCAGGGCCAGCGUCUGCCUGGGGGCCCGUGUGCCCGGAAGCGCCGGGGCUGAUAGCCGGAGGCCUGGCUCGGCCCGGGGCAGGGAGAGCAGCUCCGUCCGGUUCUCUUCCCAGCAUGCAGGACUCGAUGCUGGCCCAGGUGCAGCGGGUCAUCAAGGGCGAGGUGAGCCUGGCCAUGAAGGAGCAGCAAGCGGCCGUCACCUCCAGCAUCGUGCAGGCCAUGCGCUCGGCAGCAAGCUCCCCGCCCGCUCUGGGGCGGAGGGAGCCGAGCUGGCCCUGGGCUGCGCCCGUGUCCCUCCGCCCCCAGGCCUCCCCAAAGCCACGUGUCUCCUAGGCGCUCACCGCCGCGGACCUGAACCUGGUGCUGUACGUCUGUGAGACGGUGGACCCCCAGCAGGUCUUCGGCCAGCACCCCUGCCCGCUGUCCCAGCCCGUCCUCCUCCUGCUCAUCCAGCAGCUCUCCUCCGACCUGGGCACCCACACGGAGCUGAAACUGAAGUGAGUGUCGCGCCGGAGCUCCUGCCCCCGCCAAGGGAGCCCCCGCGGGUGCCAGGGGCUGCUGAGUUGGGCCAGGUGCCGCCGGGGUAUCUGUGCCGUCA